AAACAACCUUUACCAUAAAUCUUAGGAAUUAAUAUUUUAUUAGAAACUUAUAUACAAACAUUUUACCUCCAGGAUCUUGUGUUGGCUGAUGCCUUGUGUUGUGUACAGGUUAAGUAGAGUAGUAGCGAUUAGUGAAGUCAUUGAAUUUAUAUAAAUAUUUUUAUUCAAGGAACUGAAAUAAUAAUUAAUGGCAGCUUCAGGGGGAAAUUGGUGUCUAAUUGAAAGUGACCCAGGAGUAUUUACAGAACUCAUUAAGGAAUUCGGCUGUAAAGGGGUUGAAGUAGAAGAACUUUGGAGUUUAGAACCUGAACAGUUUAAAACACUUAAGCCAAUUCAUGGAUUAAUUUUUUUAUUCAAAUGGAAAGCUAAUGAUGAACCAGCAGGUUCGAUAGUAAGGGACAAUAGAUUAGAGAAGAUAUUUUUUGCAAAACAGGUUAUAAAUAAUGCUUGUGCAACUCAAGCCAUUCUUAGUAUUCUCCUGAAUUGUAAACAUCCUGACUUAGAAUUAGGUUCUACACUAACAGAUUUCAAGGAAUUCUGCCUGACCUUUGAUGCCAAUAUGAAAGGUUUAGCAUUGAGCAAUGCUCAUGUAAUUAGGAGCGUGCAUAAUUCAUUCGCUAGGCAAACACUUUUUGAAUUUGACAACAAAAACGCUCCAAAGGAUGAAGAUAUUUACCACUUUGUAGGAUACAUACCCAUCGAAGGACGAUUGUAUGAAUUGGAUGGAUUAAAGGAAGGGCCAAUUGACCUUGGCCAGAUCCCUCCAGAUUCAGACUGGAUUGAUUUUGUUAGACCCAUUAUUCAGAAAAGAAUCAAUAAGUAUAAUGAAGGAGAGAUUCAUUUCAACCUAAUGGCUGUAAUAUCUGAUCAGAAAAUUAAAUAUGAAAAAGAACUGAAGCAGCUACAGAAACAAGUGGAGGAAAAUGGUAUGGAAACAGACUCAAUUCAGUCAGAAAUUGCUCGAAUCAAGCUUCUAAUUGAAGAAGAAGAGAAUAAAGUAAAGCAUUAUAAACUAGAAAAUAUUAGGAGAAAACACAAUUACUUACCAUUAAUUGUGGAAAUUUUAAAAAUUUUGGCAAAAGAAGGUCAGCUGCUUCCUCUUUAUGAAAAAGCUAAAGCCAAAGCUCUAGAAAAAGAAUCCAAAAAAGUUAAGACGUAAUUUAUAAACUUGAAUAGAUUGUACAUUUUUUUUUUUUUUUUUUAUUGAAUAUAAAUAUUUUUACAAGCUAUAUAUAUUUUUCCCCAAUGAAACUCCGCAUACAAUAUAACCCAGAAGAAUUCAUUAUAAAAAGAAAGACACAGACACCUAAAGGUACUAUUUCACGGGCGUUGCCCACGACAGUGACUGCUGUUGCCAACUAUUUCCUUGAAACUGCUCCCUGGAGUUGUUAUAACCUUAGAAUAUUUCGUUCUAUCUUCGAAGAUAAAAAAAUGGACUUACUAUCUCUUUUUACCGCUUUUUUAUUUGAUAUUUUUAUUCUUUUAUUUAUUUAAUAUUGUUUGGAUUUAGGUAUAUUUGAAUUUCGCUGUAAAAUGCUGUUGGUGGAAUAAAUAAAUAAAUAAUCUUGUUACUUCAACCUUUAAAAAAUAAUUUACUAUUGCAUUGUUUAAGUUUUAAGCAAUAUUUCUUAUAAUUGUGCCAGAAUUGAAAGAAACAUAGGAAACAAAACUUAUCAACGUGACUGUUAUCAUCAAAACAAUGUUCUGAUAUGAUAACAUAACCUAUAACCGCCAACAGCUCCACUGCUUCAGGAGUGGUCAGAUAGGAGCAGCAUAGAUAUGAUGCCAUACCUGGACUGCCGAGCAGCGCCAACGAAAUAGGUUCCUUUCUAUUCCACUGAAUCAGUGGUCUACCGCAAGCGGUCGCUGCCGUCGACAGUGCCAGUGAAACACUACCUUAAGUUUUUAUUUUUUCGCCACUACGUAUCAGUUUUUAAACAUUAAAGAAAUUUAAUGGUUUUUUAAGGAUUAAAGAAUUUUUUAAAAUUAAAAUGAUACAAUGAACAAUUAAUAUUUUGUUACUAUAAAAGUCUGAAAUGUAGUUAUAUUUUACUCUUGAUUUACUAGUUAUUUUUAGGAUUUCCUAAAGAUAAUGAUGAAAGAUCAAAAAGCUUAUCAGAAUCAACCUUUUAUCAGGUUAAUUAGCCUGAAGAAUAUGGAAGUCCAAAAAAACUUGCAGAAAUCAUAAAAACUGGACUUGUACCAAACAGUAUUAGUUAGUUAAUCUGCUAACUUCCCGUCAUAAGAUGGUUAGUUUAGGACACCAGUUGUCUAUAGCUUUAUCACGACUAGCAUAUCCCGAGGUUAACUCGUGUGAAAUUAACAUUUAGUUUCAACAUGAGUUUCACCUUCAAGAUUUCAAUUAAUCGUGAUUAUGCUAUAGAUCAUUGGAAUUUAAGGAAUAAGUGAUAUGUUCCCCCCUGAUGCUUCUCAUCAGUUUGUCUUUGACUUUCGAUGUGAACAGAUUUUAUUUUGUAGACAUCAACUUAAUUUUCUCUCUAAUCAUGAGGGAAGAAAUAUGUGGUCUGAUUUUUGAGCUGUGAAGUGUAAUUAAAGAAAAGAGCUUUUUUUUCCCCCGUUGUGGGCAUAAUGCAAAGAAAAAAAAGCUAAAACAAUAUGUAAACAGAAUGUCCACUAUACAUUAUCAUAGAGAUACAUCAUCAAACUUGGAAGUGAGUAAAUGUUGAAAGUAAUAAUCUAAUUUGAAAAAUAUGAGCUUCUAAUUAUUAUUUUUAUUUUUUUGCAAAAGUAAAAAAAUAAAAUAAAUAAGAUCUGAUGUAAUUUUAAUUUAUACGUUACUGGUACCCAUGUUGUACCAGAACUAAACAAAAUUUGUUAUUUGAUUGAAAAUCUUUUUUUCUAAAGCAGAAAAUAAGAAUAAUACUUCAAAAGUUGUUCAUUCCGACAUAUGGGGAACUACUUUACUUUUGUGAUCAUAUACUACAAUAUGUCCGUAAUAAAGAGAAAUAUUCAAUACACAAAUGAAACAAAACAGAAAUGAUGUAUUUAUGUUAAACUGACCUUAGAAGUUUAAUUUCAUAGGCCAAAAAUAAAAAUUCACACUGCUAGUUCUUUUAGAAUUAGAGGCUCUUGUGGGGAUAGUUUAUGCUAAAUGAAGAAACAAAAUCUUUUCCCUUUACACAACUUGAGAGAGGUGCUUUGUUUACUUUUUAAUCACUUUACUGAUUUUUUUUUAUCAUUUUGAUUACGUUUUACAUUGUAUCAAUAACGUAGGUAACGAAUUGUAAGUUAAUAGCUAUCUAAAUAGCUAAGAAAUUAUUAUAAUUAUAUUUUGAUUUAUUAUUUUAAAUAAUCAAUCUUUGUAAUCGACAAAGAUAAUUAUAAAACUAACCCCCUUCAAAAUUUGACCUUUUCAAGAUAAGGAGAAUCCAAAAAUGGAAUAAAAGAAUCCUUCCGUCCGCAGCUUUUCUGCGAGACUAUUGGACUGAUUUUUUUGAGAUUCGGUAUCAACGUCGGAAGGCACCAGAGGAUGAUCCUAGGAACUAGGCAGUACCAUCUGUCCUUUCCUUUCAAGAUGGCAGCCAAAAAACCUGUGUCACUAUAGACUAGCACCUAAAUGAAUACCGAUUUUGAUGUAACUUGGCUAAAGUCUUCUCAUUUAAAGUCCUUUAAAUUUAUCUAUAUAACACACUUCACCGAAAAAAAGCUGGAAAAAAGUUACAAGGGGUGGUAAAAUUAGAUUUUCCGAUAACUUAAAAAGUAAACACUUGUUGUCUAUGGUCAUAUAAAAAUUUCUAAAAGAACAAAAAAAGAAUUGUUGAAAUCGUACGAUUUGGUGCCAAGAUAUGUUGUUCUAAAUAUUUUCUACAUGUUCUGCUACAAAAUUGAUAUUAUUUUUCUUUAUUAGUGGAAAAUCUUACAUCAUCUAAGCAAUUGAGAAUGUCUCUAUUUCUUAACAAAAUUGUAAUGAUACAUUUGUACAUUAGGAAUCACUUUUUAAUUAUUUUCCUGUAUGUUAUAAGGAAAGUAGUGUUACUUAUUAUAUAAAACUGUUUGGAAUUAAUAAACUAUUGUGUAAUAAUUUGCAGCAUUUUUUUGCUACCUAUUUCAGGAAGCUAUGUGUGAAAAAAUCUUUUAUUUGAAGAUUACACUGGGUUUUAGGCUGUCUGCCUAUUUUGAGGUUGCCAUUUCCCUAAUAACAAUCCAAUGUAAUUUCAUAUAAACAUUUGUUCAUGUAAAACACUACUUUAAUCAUUUAUUUCUCUUAUGUGGCGCUACGUCCCGCGUGGAGACAAGGCCUCUCGCAGCUUUGACCCCUCAGUUAUCCCUGUGUUGUACAGCCUCCUUUCAGUUUUGGACCGCAAGCAUCUGCAUUUGUAGCACGUCAUCCAUCCACUGCAACCUUGGUCUUUUAUACACAGAAUUUUAGCUGAGCCUGUUCUUGAUUCCUGGAGAUAGUCCAGCAUUACGCAGCAUAAAUAAGUACCAGCCUUAUCAAUGUCAUAUACAUGCGAUUCUUAGUGGCUCGGGAUAUUACUCUGCUCUUGAAAUGCCCAGCGAUUCCAUGAUAACACCUGUUUGCAGAGAUAAUCUGAUGCUGAAUCUUCUGUGCAACAUCGUUUUGGGACUGUGAGCCUAGAUAAAUGAAUUCCUCCCAAUAUGUUGGUAUGAUUCUCCUCCACAGGGCUGUAGUUAUAUAUUUUGUUUUUGCCCUCAUUAAUAAUAAGUCCCAUUCUUUCAGCUGCCCUUUGGAGCUCCAAAAAUAUAUCCUUCAUAGCUUCAAAAGUUCUUCCCAUUAUGUCAAUACCAUCCGCAAACGCAAGGAUCAUUGCAGUCCUAUUGAAAAUUGAACCCCCAACCUGGAUUCCAUAUCUCCUCACUGCACAUUCCAGGGCAAAGUUAAAAAGUAGGCAUGUAAGUAAUAUCACGGACUGAAUACGGACCAUAUAUUUUACCCUCAUAAUAGUUAUGCAUAUAAAGCGAACAAGUUUCACGGGAAUCCCCAAUUCCAACAGUCCGAUGUAGAGUGCUCUCUAAUUACACUAUCAUAUGCAGCCCGAAAAUUAAUGAAGAGGUGAUGCAUGCGUAUUUAUCUUUUACUCCCUGCAUUUUUCUAAUGCUACUCUCAGGAUAAAGAUUUGAUCUAUUAAGGAUUUCCCUUUCAUAAAGCCUAUCUGAUAUCUGCCAAUGACUUCUUGGGCAAAAGGUAGGAGUCUCUCGAAUAGUAUACGAGAAAGGAUCUUAUAUGCACUAGAGAGGAGUGAGAUUCCAGGAUAAUUUGUGCAUUAUAGUACAUCUCCCUUUUUAUAUACUGGACAUAUUAAAGUAUCACUCCAUUCAUUGGGAUUUUUUUCCUGUAGCCAGAAAUCCAUGAGGAGGGUGUGCAUACAUUUUACUGUUUCUUCGCCAUUGUAUUUGAAUGGUUCCCCAGGCAAUCCAUCUCUCCCUGGUGAUCUACUAUUUCUAAGCAAUCUGGAUAACAUUUCAGACUUUGUCCUUGUCUGGAGGCUCAAUGUCGUCCACAGGUAACUGGAUAUCUAUGUCUUGUUCCAUACUAUUCCCAUCUAGCAAGGAACAAAAAUAGUCCUUCCAUCUAAAAACAAUUUCUGGAAUGUCUGAUAUUACGUUACUGUUCAGGCCUCUACAAGCACUUAUCCGUGGAUGAAAAGGUUUUCCAUGCCACAACCUUUUUUUCUUAUAUGAAGGUUCUUUUCGGACCUCUUAGUCCUGUACUGCUCUACUGAAUGGUGGGUACGUCUGAAGCAUGAGGUGGUAUGCUGCAUUUUUUGAAGCUGCUGUUUGACAUUCUUGGUCAAACCAAGGUUUAUCUCUUCUCCUUUCUUAGAGUCCAAAUAUUUCCUUAUGUCCUCAGUCUGAUAAUUGUGUCGCAUUCUUUUGUCCUUAUGAUUGGCAAACUUAUCCCUAAUUUCAGGAUCUGUAAGUUUUUGAAUUGCAUACUUUACUGGUGGUCUAUUUCAUUGCCUACGGGCUAUGGAAAUUCUGGUCCUUAUUCUUGAUAUCAAAAGGUGAUGUCUGAGCCAAUAUUAGCCUCUUUUUGGACCUUAGCAUUCAUCAAGCUAGAAAUAAAUCUUGCACUCAUCAGAAUUUGGUCUAUUUGAUUGGUAGUAAAACCAUCAUUUGAGCUCUAAGUAGCCAUAUGUAUGUAUCCUCUUAUGAGGGAACAGAGUGCUACCUACUACCAGCCCUCGAGAAGCAGUAAAAUUAAUCAUUCUCAGGCCAUUGCCAUUCGUCACAUCGUGCUUACUGAUAGUUUGGCUUAAUGUUGAUUCUUUAAUCAUUUAGUAAUAUAAUAUGCAACAUUAUUUAAAGUAUACUAUUUAAUAUUUAUAGUAGAUUAACAAAAUUGUUUUGAAAAAACAAAUUCAACUUGAAAAAUAUUUAGUCUUUCAAUAAUCAAGUCUCACUAGAAGUUGUUUUUAAUUUAUAGUUAGCUAUAACUAAAAAAGGGAAAAUUACAUUGGGAUAUAAAAACAUUUAUUUACCAAUAUGUUUAAACUGUGGAUAUUAUUAUUUUACAAAAUAUACAUAUUAAUCUUAUUUAAUAACACUGGUGGGAAAAAUCAAAGCUUUAAUCACCCUUUUCAUCUCGUUUAACCAAAAUCUUAUUUAACAUUUUUUUUUUGGGUCCAUUUUCAAAAUAAGGCAGGACAUGUUGAUGUAAAUAUUCAGCACACUCUAGAGG
Nezara viridula (southern green stink bug) is the source of this 6664-nucleotide messenger RNA. NCBI's taxonomy places the organism in Eukaryota, Metazoa, Arthropoda, Insecta, Hemiptera, Pentatomidae. The record is from the annotation of a GenBank genome assembly.